Messenger RNA from Ricinus communis (castor bean), 1164 nucleotides. RefSeq lists its product as uncharacterized. Lineage: Eukaryota; Viridiplantae; Streptophyta; Magnoliopsida; Malpighiales; Euphorbiaceae. The coding region runs from base 469 to 810 and encodes 113 amino acids. The transcript has 6 exons. The record is from RefSeq and is a predicted model, not a curated record.
CUUGUUUAAAAUUUGUUGUCAAUUAUGUGAAAGAAUAGUGGGUGUCUCUUGUUUUUCCUUUUUUUUCUUUUCCUAACAAAUUAUCAGUCGGGUAUAUGCUUGUAUUUUGAUUUAUUGGUAUGAAGUAUUGUUCUCUUAAGUGUUAUAGAGUAUGGUGUGUAGGGAUAGAAUGCACAGAUUAACUGGAAAUACCAAGAAGAGUGGAUGUUGAGUUUGUUAUUGCUGCUGCAUUACUUGAUUCGAUAAAUUAGUUGCUUUACUUGUUGGGUAUUGGUUGAACUUAGUUGAAAAAGCAACAGCCUUUACAGGAUAGAAUAUAGCAAUGGAGUUGCUUAUUAGAGUUCAUGAACGAGUCAAAUUGGGUGUUGCUUGUUCUGACUUUUGAUUAUGGCUCUAGGUUGUUUUCAGUUUGGAGCUUGGCAGUGAGACUAGUAGUUGAGAAGGCAAUGGUUAUCCAGAGUGGAAAAUAUGGAAAAUAAUGGCAGCAAUUCACAUUCCCAUGACAAUGGGCAUUUGGGAGGUACAGAGGACCCCAAUAAAGAGAACUGCACUGAGAAAGAUGUGUUUGUUAAUCAUGCUGAGAUAACUUGGCACAAGAAACGAAAACAAUGGGUUGGUGAUCGGUCUCAGAAGUCUCAGAAAAUGCCUAGAGAACCAAUUAUGAGGGAAUGUAAGAAAGGCAACAAAAGCUUAUCUCUAGGGGAGACGUGUCUUCAGAAAUUGCCAUGGAUUCUUUUAAGUUUUGCUGGACCGCAACAUAUGAGGAUCUACUUUGCUCAAGUGAACCUUUUCAGCAGCCGAUACCCUUAGCUGAGAUGGUGGACUUUUUAGUUGACAUAUGGCAUGAAGAAGGGCUCUAUGACUAGAUGUUUGGUAAAUUACUUUUGGUUGCUGCACAGUUUUGGUUGUGCAGAUUGAUGGGAUUAAGCUAAUUCCAGGUUGUGUUGAUAUUUACAAGAGAUUCUUUGAAUGGUAUAUAAUUGAUUCCCUUGUUCUUGAUUUUCGAAACAAGAAUUGGAAUGUGAAGCUUAAUGACAUCUAUAAUCUUGUUGGUUUUCGGCAGUGCAGUUGACUGCCAAGUACUAAUAGUUAUCUAUUAAACUAGAAAUCCUAAGUUAAACUAUUGUAUUUUGGAUCUGUUUAGUGAUUUUUCUUUUGUGAUAA